Messenger RNA from Podarcis muralis (Common wall lizard), 4012 nucleotides. Lineage: Eukaryota; Metazoa; Chordata; Lepidosauria; Squamata; Lacertidae. The record is from RefSeq and is a predicted model, not a curated record.
GGGAGCGUGGAAGGGAGGAAACUGAAUAGGGAAUGGGGGGAGGGGGAGAAAAAAAAGAGCUACAAGAGCAGAAUGUCCCAGUUUAGGGGACAGAGUGUUGUGGUUGGACGUGGUUAGUGGAUUCUGGACCCCCAUGCGUGUUUACUGAGGAGUAAAUGUGUUGAAUUUAGUGAGGCUUAUUCCCAAGUAAAUGCACACCGUCAUAAACACUGGUUUACCUCACAGGGUUGCUGUGAAGAUUUGUUAUUCCUUUUUUCAUAAAAAUUUGCAUGCCUCUUGUUUCUUUAACCCCUCCCCUUCUGAAUCCUAUGUAAGGCUUCAACAUUUUAUUUUUUUAUGUUUUUAACCUAGUACUCCUCUAAAGAGCUCUAUAUGCCGCCGCCCCUCUUUAUGCUCAACAACCCUGUGAGGUAGGGUAGGCCGGUGGUGGCUAGCCCAAGAUUGUUCAGCUAACUUGGUGUUUGAGUAUAAGGGAGUCAUUGGAGCACCCCACAAUUGCCUAACUUUGGCUCCCAUAGAUUCAGGUUGGGGGUCACAAGCAAGAGACCUUAGCCAGGAGAUCGAAGGAAAGCAGCAGCCAGUAGGCCUGAUCUUUAUUGUUGCAACAAGACUGCCACAUGGAAGAAGCAGAGAGAAGUCCCAAACAAAGGUGGCUCCCUGUUUUUAGAAGUUUCCCAACUUACCCAUAACACCCUUAGUAAAACAUCAUACAUUUGUCAUGACUGUGUCAUAAAUUGGGAGGGGUCUUCUGGCAGAAGCCUGAGCACCAGGCUUACCCUGUCCUCACAUGACCCCCACCUUCCAAUCUUUAGGCGAAACAAAGGUAAGUAUUUACAUUUUCCUGUUUUCCCAGACAAGUUAAGCACACCCUUUGUCUUGACCAAGACCCCAAUCCACUAAGGUUGGGUUUGGGAUUGUUCUUAGAAUGACUACCUGUUCUGGUACUCAGGUGCCAGGAUGCUAGAGAUUAUCACCCAAGCAGUGGGACACACUGAGUAGGGGGUCUCACCCUUCAGGGAUUAUGGCUGCCCCUACCCAUUUCCGAAGUUCCUCCCCUGCUAGCCAUUUUCCUUCUGAGUAGAACAAUGUUGGAAUGGUGUAAAUCUGUCAUUGCAGUGAUUUUAUAUGAAUUUCUAAAGUUUUCCAUUGACCUAAUACAUAGAUACAUUUAUCAGUGAAUUGCUACAUUUGGUAGCAGAGGCUCUUUGUCUUUGGCUCCUAGUAUGGAGAGGCAAGGCUUGUGGUGGUGGUGGAAAAGAUCUCUCACCCCCCUUUCAAUUUCCCGGUACCAUAACAGUUUGGAUUUGAAUGCAUAUUUUCUUCCACCAAGUUCACUACACCAGCCACCCACAAUAUAUGGAGAAUUAAUUUUACUGCCACUAUGGAUGAUGAUGAUAAUGAUAAAAAUAAUUUCAUUUCCUCAGUUCUCAAAUAUGAAUAUGAGAAGGGGGGCACUCCAUAUAAUGUCCAAGUAAUCCCUCUGGCUUAGAAUAAAACUAAGGUGGUAUUUCUGGAACCUGAUGUGUUUCUCAUAACUUGUACCAGUCUGUGACUCUUGAUGAGACCCAUAUUCCUAGAACAUCCUAUCCCUUUGUGAGGUGGCACAGAAUGUGGUGACAUCAAAGGUGAUAUAGCUCUGGUGUGGCAAAGAUAUGCAUCAUCCUGCGGGUAUACAAAUGUCUCCUGCUGCUGACUGGACACAGUAAUGCAAAGGCCCAGGGCCAACCGGAGGAAGCACCAGGCCUGCCCACUAGCUUGUCAUGUGAUGACUCCUUGUGACUCUCUUGUCCCGGGCUGAAGCUGUAACCAAAGAGAUGGAGCUGCUGCUGAGUGUUUUGAUGGUGGUGUUGGGAGGCCUGCAACUCCAGGCCUCCUCAACAGACCGUUCCUUCCGCAUUGAUUAUGUGAAUAACUGCUUCCUCAAAGAUGGUGCUAGAUUUCGCUAUAUCUCAGGCAGCAUCCAUUACUUCCGGGUCCCACCUGCCUAUUGGAAAGAUCGGCUCCUCAAGAUGUACAUGAGUGGCCUCAAUGCUGUGCAAAUCUAUGUGCCCUGGAACUACCAUGAGCCACAGCCUGGUGUCUACAACUUUUCUGGUGACAGAGACUUGGAAAAAUUUCUGAACUUGGUAGCCGAGUUAGACCUUUUGGUGAUCUUGCGACCCGGACCCUACAUCUGUGCUGAAUGGGAGAUGGGUGGCCUUCCAUCCUGGCUGUUGACAAAGCCAGAUAUUGCCCUGCGCACAACUGACUCAGAUUACCUGCAAGCUGUGGACAGAUGGUUGGGAGUCCUGCUGCCCAAGAUCAAGCCUCAUCUCUACCACAAUGGAGGCAACAUCAUCAGUGUCCAGGUGGAGAAUGAAUAUGGGAGCUACUAUGCCUGCGACUAUAACUACAUGCGCCACCUACUGGGUGUCUUUCGUGCCUCCCUGGGUGAGGAAGUUGUGCUCUUCACCACAGAUGGCACCUCAGCAUCUGAACUCAAGUGUGGGACACUGCAGGGCUUAUAUGCCACGGUGGACUUUGGACCAGAAGAAAACGUGACGGAGGCAUUUAUGCUGCAGCGACUGUAUGAGCCAAAGGGACCACUGGUGAAUUCUGAGUACUACACUGGCUGGCUGGAUUACUGGGGUGAGGCACACUCCACAAAAAGUGCUAAGAAAGUGGCUAACAGCUUACAGAAGAUUCUAGAAAUGGGAGCCAACGUCAACAUGUAUAUGUUCCAAGGUGGCACCAACUUUGGUUACUGGAGUGGUGCUGAUUACAAGGAUGGUUACAAACCCAUAACUACUAGCUAUGACUAUGAUGCACCACUCUCAGAGGCUGGAGACCCUACUGACAAGCUGUAUAUCAUCCGCUCAGUCAUUAGCAAGUUUCAGGAGCUGCCCGCAGGACCAAUGCCACCCCCUACCCCGAAGUUUGCAUAUGGCUAUGUAUCCGUACCCCAGCGUGUGGCCUUGCUGGAUGUUCUUGCCAUUCUCUCGCCUUCCUUGCCGUUCUAUUCCUCCUAUCCUAUUACCUUUGAAGCUCUGAAGCAGGCCCAUGGCUUCAUGCUCUACCGGACCCUUCUACCACAGGAAAUCGUGGAGUCUGCCUUGCUCAGUGCCUCUGGGAAUGGGGUCCAUGAUCUUGCCUACGUUCUGCUCAAUGGAGAGUACCAGGGGACACUGGAAAGAGACAGAGUGAAUGGGAUCAAUAUAUCGGGCCAGCUUGGGGACACAUUGGACUUGGUGGUGGAGAGCAUGGGUCGCAUCAACUUUGGGGCCAAUGACAGUGACUUUAAGGGUCUGAUCCACAAUAUCACACUGGGUACCUCCAUACUCAGUGACUGGAUCAUCUACCCCCUAGACAUAGACACAGCUGUAGCCCAUGCAUGGCCGCCAACUGCCCAGUCAAGCAGUGGGCACAGAGGACCUGCUUUCUAUACAGGAACAUUCACAACACCGGGCAUCAGCGAAGACUCCUACUUGAAGCUCCCAGGUUGGACCAAGGGUCAGGUCUGGAUCAAUGGUUUCAAUCUGGGCCGGUUCUGGCCAGUCCGUGGACCGCAGCAAACUCUCUAUGUGCCUGGCUCAUUCCUCAGUGGCUCAGCCAUCAACACUCUCGUCGUUCUUGAACUGCAGGAAGCCCCAGAUAAUCCCAAAGUGCUUUUUGUUUCCCGCCCCCUUCUCAAUGUUACCUACAACUACACCCACAAAGACAGGAAGUGAGAAGAAUUACUGUCCAGCUACAAAGUUGCUGAGAUCUGCACGUGUUACUCCAAGGGGAAGACUGAAACCAUCACAAUGUAGGAGGCAAAUGAAUAGAGGGCACUGUCAGAUGAAGGUCCUGUGCUUUUAAAGAGUAGCCCAGGCAAAAAAACAAAACUAGAAACAGAUUGUAAGUAUAAAAAAUCGUUCAGCGGAGUAUCCUUCACAGCUGCUGCUGUAUAGGGCACAUUACCAUGGACAGACUCUUGGUGCCUUAAUAUGGUGUUUUAGGUACUGGACCUUGGAUUAAAUAUUCAUACACCUAC